AUGGACAGGUUAUCAGCUGAAUCAAGCGAAUCUACCAAGAAUCACAAGUACAGAGAGACAAAACAAUUGAAACACGAUUCGAGGGUUCACGUCAAGUUUGAUUAUGUAGUCAAAACGAAACCUUUCUCUCCAAACGAGUAUCCAUGUAAACAUUUACUGUGCGAACUGUGCGGCAAAUCGUACAUAAGAUACAAUGCGUUUAUGAGGCACAAGCUGGCUCACGAUAUCGACGACAAAACUAACAGAACAUGCCAGAUUUGUAACAAAACUUUCUCCAACGUUUACAAUUACCAGGUGCACACCGUCAUUCACCAAGGGUGCAAAAGCUACAAAUGUGGCGUGUGCUCGAAAGCGUUCGCACAUGAAUAUUAUUUGAAUAGACACAUGAAAGGUCAUCAAGAACAGGCCCUGUUCCCGGGCGAAACCUCUGGGAAGAGUUAUGCUUCAAAUGUUGGAUUGGAAGAUGACACAUUCAACGCGCUUGUCUCGGACAAGAGGAGAUCCCGGAAAUUGCACAAGUGUUCCAAGUGCGGUAAAAUCUUUAAGUACCGAAGUCGUUUGAAAACCCAUUUGAAAGUCCAUUUGAAAUCCUCGCCUGCGGGAAAGACGAAAGUGCCGAACGGAGUCGACGAAACGGACGAACGUGUCGUUAUUUUGUUCGACGAGAACGGCCUUGAAGUCGACGAAAAGCUCUGUCUAAUCGACGAAACUUUCGACUUCUUCGACGAGGGAUCUUCCGAUACGGAAAAGAAACCCGACAUAUUUACGGAAGAAGAACAAAUCGUUGUUAAGAACGAGGAAGAACCAAUUGAUAUAAAACCUUUUGAGUUUUCAACUGUUCUUUAG
Agrilus planipennis (emerald ash borer) is the source of this 846-nucleotide messenger RNA. Its product is annotated as zinc finger protein 626-like. The record is from RefSeq and is a predicted model, not a curated record. The transcript has a single exon. Lineage: Eukaryota; Metazoa; Arthropoda; Insecta; Coleoptera; Buprestidae. Bases 1 to 846 code for a protein of 281 amino acids.